Messenger RNA from Tripterygium wilfordii, 1755 nucleotides. Its product is annotated as cysteine proteinase RD21A-like. The coding region runs from base 59 to 1456 and encodes 465 amino acids. The transcript has 5 exons. The record is from RefSeq and is a predicted model, not a curated record. Gene Ontology annotation, molecular function: cysteine-type endopeptidase activity. Gene Ontology annotation, cellular component: lysosome. Lineage: Eukaryota; Viridiplantae; Streptophyta; Magnoliopsida; Celastrales; Celastraceae.
CCCUUUUUGCACAUCUCCAUUCAUUGAUUCUACAUCCAUCUAGAAAAUAUCUCCCAAAAUGGGUCCGUUCAGAUCGUCAGCCGCCGUGCCCGCUAUCUUGCUGUUCGUGCUGUUCACAGUAUCAUCGGCCAUGGACAUGUCGAUCAUUUCGUACGACCAAACUCAUGGAGUCAAAUCGAGCUGGAGGACCGACGACGAGGUCAUGGCCUUGUACGAGGAGUGGCUUGUGAAGCAUGGAAAGGCGUACAACGCAAUCGGAGAGAAGGAGAAGAGGUUUGAGGUCUUCAAGGACAAUCUCAGGUUCAUCGACGAGCAUAACUCGGAGGAGGAGAAGAGUUACAAGGUCGGUUUGAACAAGUUCGCCGAUCUGACCAACGAGGAGUACAGGUCCAUGUACCUAGGUGCCAAAUCUAGGAAGACGAACCGAAAACCAAGCGAUCGGUAUGCGCCACGUCUCGGUGAUUCGUUGCCGGAUUUCGUCGACUGGAGGAAGGAAGGUGCCGUCCCCGAGGUCAAAGAUCAGGGAAGUUGCGGGAGUUGUUGGGCGUUCUCAACGAUUGGUGCAGUAGAAGGGAUUAAUAAGAUAGUUACUGGUGAAUUGAUCACUCUAUCGGAGCAGGAGCUGGUCGACUGUGAUACAUCAUAUAACGAGGGAUGCAAUGGUGGUUUAAUGGACUAUGCAUUUCAGUUCAUCAUCAACAAUGGUGGGAUUGACUCGGAUGAAGAUUAUCCGUACAAGGCUUAUGAUGGUCGUUGUGACCCCUACAGGAAAAAUGCUAAGGUGGUUUCCAUUGAUUCCUAUGAAGAUGUCCCUGCAUAUGACGAGGCCUCACUGAAAACUGCAGUUGCAAAUCAGCCAAUUAGCAUUGCCAUUGAAGCAGGUGGCAGAACUUGGCAGCUUUAUGAAUCGGGUAUAUACACAGGACAAUGCGGUACAGCACUGGACCAUGGUGUUGUGGCGGUUGGAUAUGGCACAGAGAAUGGUAAAGAUUAUUGGAUCGUGAGAAACUCGUGGGGCAAGAGUUGGGGAGAGGCAGGCUAUAUCAGGAUGGAGCGAAAUAUUGCCGCUCGUAGUGGAAAGUGUGGAAUUGCUAUUGAACCUUCAUAUCCCAUCAAGAAGGGCCAGAAUCCCCCUAACCCAGGUCCAUCUCCUCCAUCGCCAGUAACCCCACCAACCGUUUGUGAUAGUUACUACACAUGUCCGGAGAGCAACACCUGCUGCUGUGUCUAUCAAUAUGGCAGCUAUUGCUUCGCAUGGGGAUGCUGCCCUCUCGAUGGUGCCACUUGCUGCGAUGAUCACUAUAGCUGCUGCCCUCAUGACUACCCUGUCUGUAACAUUAAUGAGGGAACCUGUUUGACGAGCAAGAACAACCCGUUGGGCAUCAAGGCACUGAGACGUACGCCUGCCAAGCCUUAUUGGGCUCAUGGAAGCGAAGGCAAAGCAAACACUGCAUAAACAAAUGGGGUUAGGACUUUCAAGCGGCGGUUGAUGUGGAUAAGGGAAGGACAAACCGUUCACUUGCAGCUAACCUUCAUUUCCAUUGGUAGCAAUAGAUGGAUGGUCUAUAGUAAUAUAUUCUAUUCAGACAAUGUUUAAAUGUCUAUAGCUGGCCAUUUAUAUGUGUUAAAUUUGAUCAGCAAGACAAAAGACAGGAUUGUUGUCAAUUUCCGAUGCCUGUAAAUCUUUUUAUCAAUGAGCGACGGCUCUUAUAUAUGAAUUCAUGAAAAUAUUGUUAGUUCCCUUAUUGAGAGCCU